AUGUCCUGGAUGAUGUGCGCACGAACGUCCCAGGGGAAAUUUAAUAUGUUGUCUCGUGUACAUAAAAACAGACUCGCAUCUGCUCCUCGGUCUCUCUUCUCUUUCUAUUCCACUGCAAUCUUGAAGCCCUCACACACCAUCACAAUGGCUCGAUAUCCUUCCCUGCCUACUCAGCAAAGCCGCCCGGUGCACGCUACUCCGGCGCCUUUUGUGAAUCACGCCUCGCCUGCUGAUGCCAACUAUGACACUGCCAACCCUUCAUAUAUUCGCAAGUACUUGCGCACGUACGGCCUCACUCCUCCUCGCGCCGAGGGCUACGAAACACAAAAGACCCGAUGCCUGGCUCAGCUCGGCCUCAAGAGCACUCCCAUCGAGAAAUUCCUAUACCUCAGCACUCUGCGCAAGAACAAUGUACAUUUGUUCUACCGUCUGGUGACCGACCACCUCAGGGAAAUGACGCCUCUGAUCUAUACCCCGGUCGUGGGCGAGGCCUGCCAAAGGUGGUCCGAGAUCUACCAACAGCCCGAAGGUAUGUACCUGAGCUGGGAGGAUCGCGGCAAUCUGGCUUCUGUCAUCGCCAAUUGGCCCCAGCCUAAUGUCGAGAUCACAUGUAUUACCGAUGGCUCCCGUAUUCUCGGCCUGGGUGAUCUGGGCAUCAACGGUAUGGGUAUCCCCAUUGGCAAGUUGGCGCUCUACACUGCAUGUGCGGGUAUUCGUCCCGAGGCCACUUUGCCUCUGACUCUUGAUCUCGGCACUGGCAACAAGUCCCUCCGGGAAGACCCGCUCUACAUGGGUAGCCGCCGUGACAAGAUCUCUCCUGAAGAGGAGCGGGAAUUCUUGGACGAGCUGAUGGCAGCUCUUACCGAGCGCUGGCCUGGUAUCGUCAUCCAAUUCGAGGAUUUCAAGAAUCCUUUCCCCGCACUUGAGCGUUACCGCGACAGCUUCACAUGCUUCAACGAUGACAUCCAGGGUACCGGUGCUGUCAUCCUUGGUGGUGUCAUCAACGCUGUCAAGCGUUCCGGCCUGCCCUGCAAGGACCACCGCGCCGUGUUCUUCGGCGCUGGCAGCGCCGGUGUCGGCGUCGCCCGCCAGAUUGUCGAAUUCUUCAUGCGCGAAGGCAUGACCGAGGAUGAAGCCCGCAACUGCUUCUACCUCGUCGACACCAAGGGUCUUGUCACUGCUGACCGCGGUGACAAGCUCGCCGACCACAAGGUCUACUUCGCCCGUCGUGAUAACAAUGGCGAGCAGCACAAGACUCUCGAGGAGGUCAUCGACCACGUCAAGCCCUCUAUCCUCAUGGGUCUCUCUACCAUGGGCGGCGUCUUCACCCCAGAGAUCCUGCGCAAGAUGGCCGACUUGAACACGGCUCCUCUCAUCUUCCCUCUCUCCAACCCCUCCUCCAAGUCCGAGUGUGACUUCGAGACCGCCAUUACCCACACCGAUGGUCGCUGCCUCUUCGCCUCCGGCUCCCCCUUCCCCAACUUCACCUUCACCAACUCCGCCGGCGAGACCCGCACCUACUACCCCGGCCAGGGUAACAACAUGUAUGUCUUCCCCGGUAUCGGUCUUGGCAGCAUUCUGUCCAAGGCCGUCCGUGUCACCGACAGCAUGAUCUACGCCUCCGGUGAGGCCCUCUCUGCGGCUCUCACUGGCGAGGAACUCGAGCGUGGUCUCCUUUAUCCCGAUAUCACCCGCAUUCGUGAGGUCAGCGUCCUCGUCACUCGCAAGGUGAUGCGUGCCGCCCAGGAAGACAAGGUCGAUCGCGAGAUCGCCCUCCGCUCCAUGAGCGAUCUUGAGUUGGACAACUGGAUCAAAGCCCGCAUGUACGAUCCUCACACCGAGGUUCGCGCUCUGGAGCGUGAGGUCGGCCACCUCCUCUCCAGCCUGGGCACAAUCUCACCUCCCAUCACGGUGAAUGGCUCCCCCACCGAGGAGAAGAACGGUGCCAAGCUGUAA
This is a messenger RNA of Penicillium paradoxum, 1956 nucleotides long. Its product is annotated as Malic enzyme NAD-binding. The record is from RefSeq and is a predicted model, not a curated record. The transcript has 5 exons. Gene Ontology annotation, cellular component: mitochondrion. The coding region runs from base 1 to 1956 and encodes 651 amino acids. Gene Ontology annotation, biological process: malate metabolic process; pyruvate metabolic process. Lineage: Eukaryota; Fungi; Ascomycota; Eurotiomycetes; Eurotiales; Aspergillaceae. Gene Ontology annotation, molecular function: malate dehydrogenase (decarboxylating) (NAD+) activity; NAD binding.